Rangifer tarandus platyrhynchus (Svalbard reindeer) is the source of this 303-nucleotide messenger RNA. Lineage: Eukaryota; Metazoa; Chordata; Mammalia; Artiodactyla; Cervidae. The record is from the annotation of a GenBank genome assembly.
AUGGAGGCCAGUGGCGGUGGAGGAGAUGACCGUGUGCGGAACCUCCGGAAUGAAGUGGAAGGGGUCAAGAAUAUCAUGACCCAGAAUGUGGAGCGGAUCCUGGCCCGGGGAGAGAACCUGGACCACCUUCGCAACAAGACAGAGGAUCUGGAAGCCACAUCAGAGCACUUCAAGACCACGUCACAGAAGGUAGCUCGGAAGUUCUGGUGGAAGAACGUGAAGAUGAUUGUCCUCAUCUGUGUGAUUGUUUUCAUCAUCGUCCUCUUCAUCGUGCUUUUUGCCACCGGCGCCAUCCCCACUUAG